This is a messenger RNA of Cuscuta campestris, 1368 nucleotides long. NCBI's taxonomy places the organism in Eukaryota, Viridiplantae, Streptophyta, Magnoliopsida, Solanales, Convolvulaceae. The record is from the annotation of a GenBank genome assembly.
UUACCCCUUAACUUCAUCUUUAAUUAUGUGUCUUAUUUCUCUCAUCUAAAUCCACUAUCAGCCCAAAUAUGGGAAUUGAAACCUUGAACGGUGCGAAUUUCUCUUCAUGGAAAGAUUCACUGAUGCUAACUCUUGGCAUGUUGGAUUUUGAUUAUGCCCCUCCUGCCCUCACUGAUAAAAGUACUGCUGAAGAUAAAAUAGUACAUGAGAGAUGGGAGAGGUGCAACAGAAUGGCUCUUAUGCUCAUUAAAAAUUCCAUCAUUAUAAUCAUCAGGGGAGCUAUUCCAGAUUCAUCUAAUGCUAAAAUAUAUCUGGCUUCCGUGGAGGAACAAUUCAAAGCAACUUCUAAGGCACAUGCAAGUACUCUUAUUUUGAAGAUGGUGACUACAAAAUAUGACGGGAAUAGCGGCAUUCGUGAGCACAUCAUGAUGAUGAACGACAUGGCCCGCAAGCUCAAGGGAUUAGACAUGGAGAUCAGUGAAGGUUUUCUGGUGCACUUCAUAAUGACUUCUCUUCCUGCAUCUUUUGAAGCUUUCAAGGUCAACUACAACACCCAGAAGGUCAAGUGGUCGAUGAAUGAGUUGAUUGCUAUAAGGAGUGAUAAUUUAGAAGUGGUUGGUUAUUCUGAUUCUGAUUUUGCUAAGUGCAAAGAUGACAAGAAAUCCACUUCAGGGUAUAUCUUUAUGUUAGCUGGCGGACCUAUCUCGUGGAAGAGUCAUAAGCAAGAGUUGACUGCAACUUCUACAAUGAUGGCAGAAUACAUUGCGCUGUACAACGCAACCUGUCAUGGGAUGUUGCUUAGAAACCUCAUUACUGGACUCAAAGUAGUUAAUUCCAUCUCUCGACCAUUGAAGCUUUAUUGUGAUAACUCAGCCGCCGUUAGUUUCUCGAACAGUAACAGUUUGACUGGCGCUGCUUUAUAUCUUGAUACAAAGUACUUGUUCGUACGUGAGCGAGUUGAGGAAAAUAAACUUUGUAUUGAGCAUAUAAGUACAAAGAAUAUGCUUGCGGAUCCGAUGACUAAAGGUCUCCCUCCUAAGAUUUUCGAAGAACAUGUUUCGAAGAUGGGGUUAUCUAAAGACCUUAUUUAGUUGCAUAUUGUACUUGCUUACAUUUAAUAAUAAAAUUUCCUCAUUGUUUUGUUUGUUUUGUCUCUGAAUGUGUCUAUGCAUGCCUAAAGACAUAUAGACAACAUUUAUGUACAAUUGAAUAUCGAUAUCCUUAGCUAUGCAUAUUGUACUUGCUUACAUUUAUGUACAAUUGAAUAUCGAUAUCCUUAGCUAUGCAUAUUGUACUUGCAUAUUGUACAUUUAUGUGUCUAUGCAUAUUGUACUUGCUUACAUUUAAUAAUAAAAUUUCCUCAUUGUU